Stylonychia lemnae is the source of this 1422-nucleotide messenger RNA. NCBI's taxonomy places the organism in Eukaryota, Ciliophora, Spirotrichea, Sporadotrichida, Oxytrichidae. The record is from the annotation of a GenBank genome assembly.
AUGUGUACAAUUAUGUCAGGUGUUAAAAGACUGGUAGUCGCGGAUUCUACUGAAAUUUUGAAUCGUUUGAAAUUCGAUAUGACAAAACAACCAGAUUUAUUAUUGAAGUCACCUCCUUCAAUUAAUACUUUGCUCACACAAAAGAUGAAUUUAUAGCUCUUUAAGUCUUCGAACCAGAGGACAUUCCAGGGCAGAAACUCAAUUAGAAAAUCAAUAAGAUUUCCAGAUUAGAUGUUAAGUAUCAGAUAAAAGUUACUUAAAGAAGAGUUUGAUGAAGCAAAAAACAAAAAUUAAAAGCAAAUUCCUAAGCUCACUGAUAUGAAAACUUUAGUAUCUCCUUAAAACCCAUAGCGAAGAUUAUAGUCAGCAAAACUAUCUGUUGACAAAAAUAGACUUCUAAGAUCUCAGACAACUAAUUUCUUAAUUCAGUUUACUCCAUUCGAUCAUGUAAUUAAAUAGCCCAGACCUGAACCCCCUGGAAAUGAAGAAUACAAAAUAUAUGAGAAAAUGGUGAAUAAGAUGUUUAUCUAAACCUAAAAUAGUAUUGAGCCAAUAAAAGUUGUCCUAGCUACAACGAAAGAGAAACCCCUAGAUGACAUAUAAGAUUAUCCGCUUGACUUAGGGAAUUAAUAUCAAAUUUAAGACAGAGACCUAAAUAAACCAUUUCAAUAGACUACUCGAAUAGUUAAUAGAGUCAGAGGCAAAUUUGAAAAGUAGCUAAUAAAAGAGAAGACCAGACAUAGACUAUUAUUCAAUAUAAAAUGUGAUGAUCUAGAUGUAGACUAAGGACAGAAAAGUGAGAGAUAACUAAGAAAAGAUAGAUUUGCAAAGGCUUUAAAAGCUACGAUAAAAGACAUGAAGAAAUAUAAUAUCGAGUGUGGAGAUAAUAUUUGUGGAAUGCUUCCGAAAGUUCCUUAUGAAAAACCAGAGACUGAGAGAUUUUUAAAAGCUGUUAAAUUAGAUAAAAUUCAUACUGUCUGGCAGAUGCUUUAAGACGAUAAAUUUCUAGUCCAUUAGUUUGAUCAUCUGCAUCAGUAUGGAUUACACUUCGCAGCCAAAAGAAAUAACCCUGAAAUGAUAAAACUUUUGCUAUUUAAUAAGUCAGAUGUAAAUGCUAAGGACAUAAAUGGAAGAACUCCUUUGUUCUAUGCUUGCAUGAUGAAUCAUGUUAGGGCUACAUCAGUUUUACUAUCUAAUAUGGGUAAUGCUUUCUCGAUGGAUAGAGAAGGCACUAAACUUGAUGAGGUGACAUCAAAUUCAGAGAUUUUGAAAAUGAUAUCGAAAGGAAAAAGUUUUUAAGUAAUCAUGAAAUUUGUACCACAUGGAAAGAGACUCGAUAAAUUAAGAGAAAUGGGAGUGGAAAACUUUAAUAAGGAGAAUAUUCAUGUUUAAAAAUUCAAAGGAGAUUUCUAGAAGUAUUGA